Mus caroli (Ryukyu mouse) is the source of this 1723-nucleotide messenger RNA. Its product is annotated as MAPK-interacting and spindle-stabilizing protein. Lineage: Eukaryota; Metazoa; Chordata; Mammalia; Rodentia; Muridae. The record is from RefSeq and is a predicted model, not a curated record.
AGCCAGCAUAGGCCAAAUUUAACUUUUUAAAAUGUAUGCACAUCUGUGCCCAGGCCAGAAGAGGGUGUUGGAUCCUAGGCAUUAUAGGCAGUAGGGAGCUGCGGGACAUAGGUGCUCGGAACCAAACUGGGGCCCUCUGGAGGAGCGGCAAGUGCUCUCAUGCACUGAGCCGUCUCGAGCCCCAUCGUUUUCUAUGGCUUACUCUGAUGUGGAGUGGGGUAGUACCUGCCUUGUUCUCCACCUCCACUCUAUCCACUUCUCCUCUCUUGUCUGUUUGUCCUCCUCUCUAAGGAUGUGGUUCUGUCCUUAGACUGAGAACCCUUGUGGGUCAUUCCUUAGAGACCUUAAGCCACUCUGCUCCAGCCCCUGCCUUCUGUGAUCUUAAGGUCUCCAUAGCAACGGUUAGUAACUAAUGAAACAAAUAUUGUGUGAAUGUUGAGUGAGACUGAUGUAGUCUUUGUGCACAGGAGCUCAGAGUCCAUCAGGAGCAGGUUAUCUUUGAGUCAUCUCUGUCUACUAUGGAAAAUUUCCCUUUAUGAAGCAGAUUUAAACAAUCAACUUGUUCAGGCCGGUUCUGCAUCGCCUGUCUCAUCGGACUCAUCACCACUAUAUGCUGUGCCUUAGGCUUAGAUCCUGCUGGGAACGCACCACAUGAGUUUUCAUUGGCAGAUGUGCUACCUGACUGAACAGUUCCUACCAGAACCUCUGCUGUGAGCAAUCCGAAAGCUGGCCAAUCUCCUCCAGGCUGGCCAGGAUCCAGCCCUUAGAGUAACUCAAGAGUUCCACCUGCUGUGUUAUCUGGACUCCCACUAAGUGCAGCACUGUGCCCUCGGACAAGCACCAACAACAAUGUAUCCCUUCAUCCCUCCAGCCAGACUACUCCCAGGAUCUCCAGCAUCCUUUCUUCCUUCUGGACCAUCGUGUCCCCAACCUAAUGGUCCAUAUCCAGGCCCUGCUGUACGAGUCCGUGGCCCCACAAGGUCAUAUGUUACAACAAAUGUGCCCUUUCCAGAGUUACCUAGGCCAAAUAGCGCACCCACAGAUCCAGUUGGUCCUUUAGGUACACAGGGAUCCAUGUCUUCUGGACCCUGGGCACCAGGAAUGGGAGGGCAGCACACUAAUGCACCAUAUCUAUUUCCAGAGCCAUCUCCCACUCCUCCUCUUCCAGUGUCAGGAGCACCACCUGUUGCAUGGGUCACAGUGCCACCGGGAGCCUGGGAACCACCAGCACAGUAUCCUACUCCUGAAGCAUCAUAUCCCACCCCAGGACUCCAGCCCUCCCCGAAUAAUCCUUACCAACUGCCGCCAGGACCUUCUGGUGCUUCACCAGUGCCUGGUAGCCUCCAUAGAAUGAAUGAGCUCCCGGGUGGCUCCCCUUCUGAUUCGUCCAACCCGGAGAGCACCUUGGAGAGCACUGGACAAAAGAAGCACCUGAAGCUAGACAGCAAAUCCAUCAAGAGGAGACGAUCCAAGAAGAAAAGCAAGCGGGUGACCUGGGGAGACAUCAAGACUUUAACUCACAAAGCUGAAACCUUGGGGAAACAACAAGGACACAAUACCACUGACCCCAAAAUGAUGCUGCUAUGUUUAAUGACUAUGCUGCAUGUUAAUUCUCAGCGUGAAAGUGAAGGGUCUCAAUGACUUCUCAAGGGGCUAAAAGGCACACCUGUAAUAAACAGUUUAAUGUAAGUGGUUUUGCCAAAACAAACAAACAAAAAACCCA